AUGGUUUAUUAAAAUAAUUAUUAUUUGCACAAUAAACUAAUGUGUACUGUUGUGCUCUGUAAUGAUUAUUUCCUCAAAGGCAUAUAAAUCGGAGCAAACAGUCGCCGCGCGAUUCGAGUCGGAACUUCGAACGAAGAGAGGCGUGUUUACUCAGUUGGAUAUUCCGGCGACUCGGAAACUGGAUUGGGUCAACACUACCGAGGCAUGGAGUGAGCUGAUGGCGGCUCUAUGGCACCUGCACCUGCUGCCGCUGUUGCUCCUCCUCUACCUGACACCGUUACUUUGCUGGGCCGCCGGCAACGAGGCCAACAGCCGGAUUGUGGGCGGCGUCCCAGUGGAUAUCGGCAGCGUACCCUACUUGGUUAAUCUGCGCAUCAGUGGCCGCUUUAUAUGCGGUGGCUCAUUGGUCACAACCCAGCAUGUGGUCACGGCGGCACAUUGUGUCAAGGGAGUGGGCGCUGCCCGCAUCCUGGUCGUGGCCGGCGCCACAACGCUCAGCGAAACUGGCGUCCGAAGUGGCGUGGAAAAGGUCUACACCCCAAAGGCCUACAAUACACGCACCCUCAACACAGACGUGGCUGUUUUGAAGCUGAAGACACCGCUCAGUGGUCCCAAAGUGGCCACCAUUGAACUUUGCAAUGCCAGCUUCAAGGCCGGCGAACUAAUCAAGGUCUCUGGCUGGGGACAGAUCUCUGAGCGCAAUAAGGCCGUCUCCAUGCAGGUGAGAAGCGUGGACGUGGCUUUGAUUCCCCGCAAGACCUGCAUGAGUCAGUACAAGCUGCGGGGCACCAUCACCAGCACAAUGUUCUGCGCCUCGGUUCCCGGAGUCAAGGAUUCCUGCGAGGGCGAUUCUGGUGGGCCGGCCGUUUACCAGAAUCAACUCUGCGGUAUUGUUUCGUGGGGCGUUGGCUGCGCUCGGCAAAAGUCACCUGGUGUCUAUACGAAUGUCAAGACUGUGAGGAGCUUCAUCGACAAGGCCCUGGCCAUGUGAUUAGGAUAAAUAGAUGGCAAUAAAUGCUUACAAAAUCUUAAAUGCUUCAAGAAACAAAAAAAAAACAAUUUGUUUUCUUCUAAAUCGAUUUGGCUGUUUGCUGAAUAUCCCGCCCGUAAAGUGUGCUUUCCG
Molecule: messenger RNA, 1123 nt
Organism: Drosophila kikkawai
Lineage: Eukaryota; Metazoa; Arthropoda; Insecta; Diptera; Drosophilidae
Product: seminase
Biological process (GO): proteolysis
Molecular function (GO): serine-type endopeptidase activity
Source: RefSeq, a predicted model, not a curated record